UGUUGUUAACGUGUGUAACCCGGUGCUGCGCUGCAGCUUUGUCGGUGCUGUUGGGAAUUUAAAAUUAGUCUCGUAUAGUAGAUUAAAAAUGUCUUUUUCAAGAGCCCCCUUGAAAAGGUUCAACGAGAACGUAGGUUGUGCCCCUCCACCGGGGUCCUAUGAAGUCAAAUCUGGAGACCUGAAGGGAGCUGCUUCCUUUGACAAGUCUGAUCGAUUCAAACAAGUUAAGGCAGCUGAUCUGCCACCACCAUCGCCCUCCAGAAGUGUCCUUGCGUCACCUGUCCGUAGGACUAUGUCGGUUGAUGGACUUAUUGAUGGUUCAAGUGUAAAGAAAGAGAAGAAUGGCAUGACCAUGGAGAGGAAGCAGCAGAAACUCUUGGAGAGAGAGAUAAGGUCCCUGGUUCAGCAGCGCGGGGAGCAGGACCGUCGUGUGCUGGCUCUGGAAGAGGAGCUUAAGAAGGUGGAGGCCAAGCUGCUGGCAGCAGUCAGGGAGAAGACAGGCCUUGCUGCCAACGUUACCACUCUUGAAAGACAGCGGGCUGAGCUCAAGAAAGUCAAUGAGUUCCUAAAAAACAAGGUUUCUGCUGACACUACAAAAAAGAAAAUCAACUCUCUCACAAUGGAGCUGAUGGAGGCCAGGAACACUUUGGAUGCUAAAAACAAGGAGUUAAACGUCUUGCAGAUUAACACCGAAGGCCAAGUGAAGGCGCUAGAAACUGACCUGCAAGCUGCCAGGGCUGCUGUCACUGCCCUGAAGGACAGGAAUAAAGACUUGGAGGACCUUUAUCAAGUGACCAAAGCCCAGAAUGAACAGCUGGAGAAUGAGAAUGCCAGAUUGCACGCUGUGAUACGGGAGCUGAGGGAAGAGAUCAGAGUCUUGCAGGGAUAUCUAGACACAGCCAAUGAAGAGAUCCAGGAUCUCCGCUUGAAGCUCAGAGAGAAGACGCAGGAGAACACUGUGGCUGGUUCCCAGUUGGAGAAAGUAAAGCAGCUAGAGAGUGAAUUGGAGCAGCGUACUACUGAACUAGAAACCAUCCAGGAUAUGCUGAGACAGAAAGAGGAGGAGGCACAGAAACUCCAGCAAGAUCUCCAAGUGUCAAAGGAUGCUUUAGAGGAAGCAGAGAAGAGGUUGGAGAACCAAGAGGUGGAGCUGAAGUCUUUGCAAAGGUCAGUGAGUGACAUGGAGAAGCAAAUGGAGGCGGCGGACCAAGAAGUUCAAGACUCUCAAGCAACAGUUCGACAGCAGGAGGCAGAGCUUGCCAGACUGCGAGAGGUUCUCAGAAGGACGGAGAAGGAGCUGGACGAGAGAGUGGCGCAUCUCGAACAGAGGUGCCUGUUCUCUGAGGAGGAGAGAAGCAAGACUCAGGAGGAGGGGAUGAGGAGAGUGGAGGAGUUGAAAGCAGAGCUCACCGUGCUAAAGGAGGCUAAAAGAGACGAGAAAAAGAGACAGAUUCAGCUCCAGGAAGAACACGCUGCUCUCACUGAGGAACUGUCAAGAGAAAAGGCACUUGUGGACUCCCUGUCUGUGCUGGUGGAGCAGCAGAGGGAGGAGUCUGAGGAGCAAUUCAGACAGCUUAAAGAGGAGAUGGAGGAAGUGCUGGGAGACCUUGCUGCCUUGGAGGACCAGGAGCAGAAGAAGCAGGAGAUGGCAGAGAGGAGUCAAGAGGCCCUCCAGAGGCUGCAGGAGGAAAACAGCGAACUGGACAGACAGCUGGGUGAUACCAGGGCGCUGCUGGAGAGUAAGAGCAAAGAUGUGGAAGCUUUAAAAGAGGAGCACUUAGCCGCCAUGAGAGAACUCCAGGAGGCACACACAAACUCACUGAGCAAGAUGGGAGACAUUGUCACGGAGCUGGAGAGCGCCAAACAGGCUCUGCGGGGAGCAGAGGGAAGACAGAAAGAACUGGAGGCUGAGGUGGAGGGAGUGACGCAGCAGAUGAAGGAAGAGAUAGAUAAAGCCGUUCAACAGAAAGAGGAGGAGGUCAACAGAGUGAUGGAGGGGUUAGAGGAGCACCAGGAGAGGCAGUUAGCUGAAGCAAAAGCCAGGGAGGAGAAUUCAAGAAAGUUGCUGGAGGUGCAGACUCGUCUUGCACAAAAAGAUGAGGAGAUAAAGGCCAUGGAGGCGAGACACGCUGCCCUGAUCAAUCAGCUACAGCAGGAGCUACAGAUGCAGACAAAGCAGAGAGAAGAGGCACUUGGGCAACUAGAGGAACAGAGAGGUCAGGGUGCAACUCAGCUCCAAAAUGAGAAGGAAAAAGCCCAGAAAAUGCUUGAGGAGGUCCGCCAGGAAAAAGGGGAAAUAAUGGAACAGCUCCAACGAGAAAGACAAGAGAAAGUUAAAAUUCAGACAGCUCUUCAGGAGGAAAGGGGAGCGUUGGAGGCUGAAAGAGAAGACCACCAGCAGGUCAGGUCAGAGGUGCUCAGACUACAGACUGAGCUGGAGAGGAUAGAUGAGGAGAGGAACAGUCUUCUGUCUCAAGUAAAGCUCAAAGACCAGACCAGGCUUGUUCUUGAAAAUCAACUUAACAUGGCAGAGCAGGACAGAAAUCAGCUUCAGUCUCGCCUGGAUGAGGUCGAACAAGGGGGUUUGAGCUUUCAGACCCAAUUAGACCUUAUGGAGGAGAAAGCACAGGCUCUGCAGCAUGAGUUGGAAGAACAACGACAAGACAGACGGGCUUUGCAGGAGCAGGUGGAAGUACUGACUCAGGAAAAGGUUACACUACAGUGGGAGAUGGAGGAGCAGCGACAGGAGCUCCAAAGACAAAUUACUGAGGCGCAGGAGAAAAGCUCCCCAAGUUCAGAGAUGGAGCACUGGAAGAAACAAUAUGAGGAGCUGUUUGCAAAAGUCAGGCCCUUCCAGGAACAGCUCAAUGCGUUUGCAGCCGAGCGAAAUGCACUACUCAAUGAGAACGGAGUAAAUCAGGAGGAGCUGAACAAAUUGGCUGAUGCUUACGCUCGUCUGCUGGGCCACCAGAACCAGAAGCAGAAGAUCAAACAUGUGAUGAAGCUGAAAGAUGAGAAUGUCACCCUAAAACAGGAAGUGUCGAAGCUUCGGUCCCAGGUGGCCCGGCAGAAGAGUGAUCUGGAGCAGCUGAAGUCAAAGCUCCCUGGUGCUACUCGCCGCAGGUUUGAUCCCAGCAAAGCUUUCCAACACGACAAGGAGAACAGGAGAAGUGAAGCUCUUCAAGAAGGAAAUCAUUGUGUAUAAUGGAGCUCCCCUGCCAGAUGAGACCUGACAACUGAUUUCUGUGGUUGUAUAUUUUUUAAUAUGUAUUAACCUUUUACUUGGAUGCUUUUUCAUCGGGAUUUGUACAAAUAAUUCAUUGUUAAUGUUUUAGAAAUGAAAUACUUCUAAAAGUGUUAACCAGCUUAUUACAUGCUGCCAUUUUACAGCCUUUUUGUUAAUUCAUGACAGAGUGAGGAUGUAUGUAUCUGUUUUGAUCUUAAAAGUAAUGUUGGUAGCAGAUGUGUGUGUGUGUGUGUGCAGGAGCAAUGUGUUAAAAUAAUGAGGAAAUAGAUAGCUGCAGCUCUGCACACCAUUUGGACAAUUAAAAUGUGGGAUGUGGAUUUCAUCUUUUUAACUUCCUUAGCAGUUCUUAGGGUAGCAGAACCAGUAAGCAUUUCAUGUGGGAUACCUGUUUAUAAGUCUCUCUUAUUUGUAAAUAAAGACAGAUUUUAAUUCUCUUUUUAAA
Messenger RNA from Epinephelus fuscoguttatus (brown-marbled grouper), 3689 nucleotides. It is a transcript of the gene hmmr, whose product is annotated as hyaluronan-mediated motility receptor (RHAMM). Bases 89 to 3205 code for a protein of 1038 amino acids. Gene Ontology annotation, molecular function: hyaluronic acid binding. Gene Ontology annotation, cellular component: membrane. The transcript is spliced from 20 exons. The record is from RefSeq and is a predicted model, not a curated record. NCBI's taxonomy places the organism in Eukaryota, Metazoa, Chordata, Actinopteri, Perciformes, Serranidae.